Cyprinus carpio (common carp) is the source of this 1062-nucleotide messenger RNA. Its product is annotated as reticulocalbin-2-like. Lineage: Eukaryota; Metazoa; Chordata; Actinopteri; Cypriniformes; Cyprinidae. Gene Ontology annotation, cellular component: endoplasmic reticulum. The record is from RefSeq and is a predicted model, not a curated record. Gene Ontology annotation, molecular function: calcium ion binding.
CUAUGGUUCUUAAUAACAGUUAUUUAUCCUGUUUCAUUCUACCAACUCACUCUCACUGUUCUUCAGGACAAAGAUGAAAUACAGAAACUCAGCCCAUCUCAGCAGCGAAAGCGACUGGUGGAGAUAGUGAAGAAGAUCGACACCAACUCUGAUAAAUACCUUACUCCGGAGGAAAUCACAUUGUGGAUACAGAGGGUGUACAGGAGAUAUGCGCUGGAUGAUGCUGAAGAACGCUUCCCUGAGUUUGACUCCAACAGUGAUGGUCUGGUAUCUUGGGACGAAUACAAUAUGGUCUUGCAUGGUCAUACUGUGGAAGUUGAUGUAGACGCUGUUCUUGAAGACCCAGAGGAGGAGUCUCUCAGAUUUCUCCAUGCAAAGGAAAAAAGACGUUUUGAUUUUGCCGAUAUGGAUGGCUCAGCUGGCCUGAACUUAACUGAGUUCCUUGCAUUUACUCAUCCGUCUGAGGUGGAUCACAUGGCUGACUUUGCCAUUGAAGACGUGCUUUCUGAAUAUGACUUGGAUAAAGAUGGAUUCAUCAGCUUGAGUGAAUUCAUUGGAGAUCUCAGAGCAAAUGAGCAGGAAGAGCCUUCGCAGUGGGAGGUUGAGGAAACGGUUCGCUUUAAAGAUCUCUAUGACCAGGAUAAAGAUGGUAAACUCAACAGGGAUGAACAGCUCCGCUGGGUCGCUCCCAACAGCUAUGGCUCAGCACGAGAAGAAGCUAUUCAUCUAAUCAAGGAAAUGGACCAAGAUGGUGAUGGAAGGCUCUCGGAGACGGAGAUUUUAAAAAACCAAGACACUUUCAUGAACAGUGAAGUGACUGAUUACGGCAGACAGCUUCAUGUGCCACAUGAUGAAUUGUAAUAGCUGGAAACUUUUAUAAAUAGCUCUUUUGUUGGCACAAAGAAAGACUACUUGAGUUUUUACAAAUGUAUUUUUAUUAGAUGACAUGUAAUUGGUACACUAAUAUUACACAGCCCUGCAUCUUGAUUUGCAAAAAAUAUUAGCAUAGAAAUAAUGUAAUGAUGCUGAGUUUAAAAAAAUCAAUGAAAACUUUCCAUGUAC